Limulus polyphemus (Atlantic horseshoe crab) is the source of this 4992-nucleotide messenger RNA. Its product is annotated as gastrula zinc finger protein xFG20-1-like. The record is from RefSeq and is a predicted model, not a curated record. The coding region runs from base 677 to 2548 and encodes 623 amino acids. Gene Ontology annotation, biological process: regulation of transcription by RNA polymerase II. Lineage: Eukaryota; Metazoa; Arthropoda; Merostomata; Xiphosura; Limulidae. Gene Ontology annotation, molecular function: DNA-binding transcription factor activity; RNA polymerase II cis-regulatory region sequence-specific DNA binding. The transcript is spliced from 2 exons.
CUUUGGAUAUUCUAAGUUAUGGGAAAAGUUGUAAGAAUAGUCAGAUUUUCCACAGCUGUCAGCUUUGGAUAUUCUAAGUUGUAGAAAGGUUACAACAAUAGUAAUAAAGUUCGUUAGUUGUCUAUUAGGGAUGUUCUGGGUUUUGAAGUGGUUGCAACAGUAGUUGGAGAUUUUCCAUUAGUUGUUUGUUUGGGAUCUACUGAGUUAAGAAAAAGUUGCAACAGUAGUCAGAGUUUUCAUAGUUGUCUGUUGGGAUAUUCUGAGUUAUUACAAAAUUGCAGCAGUAGUCAGAAUUCAUGUAUUUAUAGAUCAUUGUAACGACCAAGAAGGUCAUUAGAUUAAAUAUUAAUUUUGAGUUUUUAAAAGGCUUGAACAGUUGACAUUAUCAGAAUGUUCAAAUUAGUAAUUUGUUGGAAAACUCAACAAGAAUAAUGAGGAUCACCUGUUUGCGAUUUCAGAAUUCCACACUACCACAGUGUAUUGUAUCAAGAUGAUAAUUAUUUUUCGAGAAUCUGACAAAGAAGAACAAGUUAGACUACUGGAAGAUCACAGAUCUGGACAUCUCAGUGAAGAAGCAUAAUCACAUCACUUGUUCAACAUACAUGUAAGUAAUACAUUUGUGGACCAUUUGCUUCCAUCCCUUACUGCUACAGGUUUCUACCAGCACUGCUUAACAAUGAGUGCUUAUCCACUGGAAAGCACCAUGCAGAAUGGUGCAUAUCCAUGGGUCGCACCAAGUUCCCUUGGUCAGAAGAGUUGGCCUCCUGGGUACCAGGCCAGUCUAACUGAUCUCUUCUUGAAGAAGAAUACUCUCCAUUUUGGAACAGGAAUUUCUCAGCUGGCAGCUGCAUCUAGUUACAUUGAAAAGAUGUCUUCUUUUAGUGACCAUGUACAAAAGUGCCCCCAUCCUGAUGCCAAGGAUAAGCCUUAUCCCUGUGAGGUCUGUCAACAGUACUUCUCCAUUUACAAUGGCUUGAAGUCAGAUGGUGCAUCCAGCAGUAGCACUAACUGUGGUGUAGGAGAAAUCUCCAAUGUCAACCGACCGAUGAGUGCCCCUCCUGAAAGAAAGCAGAUUCCACCAACUCAACCACCUUCUCCUGGUUUAGUAAAUCAGAAUCAUCUGCCUCAAUCUGACCAGACUCUCCAACAACCACCUCCCUUGUCUAAUAAGUACCAACUCCCAGAGAUGAGCCACUAUCCUCAUAGGCCACGACCACCUCCUACCAAGCAGUUUAUGUGCCACGUUUGCCACAAAUAUUUCACUCAAAAGGGUAAUCUAAAAGCACACAUGAUGAUCCAUACUGGGGAAAAGCCAUAUGCUUGUAAAGUGUGUGGAAAAAGUUUCACCCAGAAGGGUAAUGUGGACACCCACAUGAAGAUCCACACUGGAGAAAGGGAGUUUGGCUGUGAUAUGUGUGGCAAAAGAUUCACACAAAAGGGUAACCUAAAGACCCAUAUUCGAAGUGUUCACAUAAAAGAAAAACCUUUUGUAUGUGGAGUUUGUGGGAAAUGUUUUUCACAGAAAGGUAACAUGCAGACCCACAUGAGGACACACAACAAAGAAGACCGCUUUCCCUGCACCCUUUGUGGAAAGACCUUCUCACAGAAGGGAAAUCUUAAAACUCACAUGCAAAGACACACUGGUCGAGUGCCGUCUCGUCAAUGUGUGUCACGUGGUUGUCCCACUGGCCCACACCAUACUCCUGAUUCAGAAACAGCUCAUUUUGCUCCUUAUCGUCUCCUCAAAUCUACAAAUGUUAUGAAAAUACCUUCUUCAUCCCCACCUUCAUCAUCUCCAACUAAUCAACCUUUAGAAGCUCAUGGACAAAUUUUUAGAAAUAUCCAUAGGCUUCCUCCUCAAGUUAUCAAACCUAUUCCUGAAACACACCCAAACAUGAGAACAUCCCCUUUACAGAUAUCUUCAAGUUAUCAGGACUCCCGGAUGUCUUCAAGUACACCUACUUCCAUUGGAGCUCACUCUCACAUGGGCCAUAAGUUUUCUUAUGUCUCCCAUCACCCAGGUGUAUCAAGUCCUUCACCUCCAGGUAUCAUGAACCAACCCCCGGCUCACCUUCAAAAACUAUCAGUACAUUCCUUUCCACCUCUUCAAGGUGAGAUGAUCCCUUCUGUCAUGCACAGUUCUGCACCACAUCCUUAUAUGUCCCGGAUUAAUAGUCCCUCAGCAUGUGUCACCACUGGACAAGUAUUUGUUUCUGAAAAUGAAGAAAGACCUUUUUACUCUACUCCUCCCAUGCCAGUGCCAGCACCAAUUGCUCACUCUUCUCCUUGGCUAUCCCAUGGAUACCAAAGGCAUUACAACAGUUUCCAACCCCCAUCUACCAUGGGUUCCUAUGGCUCCAUUAACCAUCAUCCUACUCCACUCUCUCGAUUGGCUCUUUUAAGUUCCAGUGCGAUAACUCAUCAUCAUCCAUUUGGAAAUUCAUCUAUAGAAGACAAACAUUUUGGAACAAAUCCUGCUCAUGAUGAACACUUGGAAUCUCACUACCACCAAUCAGGAAGUCCAGAUUUUUCCCAGCUUCUGGACUAGAACCCAACCUGUUACUUGGGAAACUAACCAGAAAGUACUGUUUAAAAUGCAGAAAUAACUAAUCUGAUUUUGAUUAAACUAAUUCAUACUUUACAUUUUUCUCUUUUGCAUUCACAUAGAUCUAUAAGUGAUUUUUUUCCCAGAUGAAUGGAAAAAUAAGAAUUUAAAUCCAUAUUUUGAAGGGACAGAAUUGAACUGUUUGUAGUGGAACAUACUGAAAGUUUCUGAAACUAGUCUAUUGACAUAGUUUCUAGAUUCAAAUAUCAUAUAAGUAGUUACAAACAAAAUAUAGAUGUAUAUAUAUAUUAAACUAAAAAUACCUGCUCACUCUGUAUUUCAAGAUCAAUUUUAAAGUUGUCUUUACCUAUAUAAGCACUUUCAUUGUGACAAAUCUUUUGUUAUUUUUACUAGUGUUUUAGUUUGGUUCAAAGCAUGUUUGCUAAAGUUGCAAUUGUUGUUGUUGCCACUUAAUACUUUAAAAGCUUAAUGAAAAGUGUGAAGUUUAGAUCUUGAUAUAGUUGAAGGUUCCUAAGAAAGGACUGUGAUAAAUUUUUGACUGUACCAAACUAAAAGAUGGAAUUAUCAUGUACCACAUUUCAUUUUGGAAUGUGUAAGUUACAGCACAGUUUAAUGUAAUUGUAUAACAUAUCGGAUUAGAACAGCAUUGCUACUGAUAAACAAAAUUUGUUUUCAUGCAGUGUUGGUUAGUAUGUUUCACAUCUGUAUAACAGAUUUAUAAUACACAGUGCUGUUAUGUAACAGGAGUAUGUACACAGCUGAUGUGUCACGUCAAGAUGUAUUACUGGCUGAUGCGUAAUACUUGCACAUGUACAGGACUAGUGUGUCCCAUCAAGAUGUGUUACUGGCUGAUGUGUAAUACUCGCAUAUGUACAGAGCUAGUGUGUCACGUCAUGAUAUGUUACUGGCUGAUGCGUAAUACUUGCGCAUGUACAGGGCUAGUGUGUUACAUCAAGAUGUGUUACUGAUGUGUAAUACUCAUACCAGUACAGGAUUGGUGUCACAUUACAUGUGUAAAUAAUGUAUAAUACUCAUACAUGUACAGGACUGAUAUGUCACAUCAAAAUGUGUUACUGAUAUGUAACACUCGUACAUGCACAGUGCUAAUGUGUCAGAACAAGAUUUAUUACUGAUAGCAUACAUGAACAGGACCAGUAUAUCAAAUCAUAGCAUUAUUGUUACUAACAUGUAAUAUUUUUAUACAAGAAUAAAGCUAGUGAGGGUGUUACAUCAGGUGAUUGUGUUCAUGUUUCACUCCAUACAUGGUGUUUAGAGUUAUGUAUAACUUGAACACUAGUGCUGAUGAAAUGCAUUACUUCUACAUAUACUGUUAAGGAUAUCUACACAACCAUUCAGUAUGUCACAGUAAAACCUACUCUAUUAAUAUUCUGGCAGUUUGACACAUCAACAGGUGUCGUGUCUAUUGGUACUGAUAUAUUACACCAGUUAUAUAACUGAUGCUGCUUAUGUGUUAUGAUAAUACACAUAAUAUCACUUAAAGGUCACACCAGUGUGCACAUGUACUGACAUUAACAGAUCACACUAGCAUUUAUGUAUGCUGAUACUAACAGAUCAAACCACUGGUAUCGUGACAUAUACUGACAGAAAUGUAUAUACAUGAAACAUGUGCUAAUAGGUCACUAUGGAAUAUACUUGUGCUAAUUGGUGAAAUCAGCAACUGCGUAUACUAACAAUGUGUCAUAUUACAAUAUACAUAAAGAUGCUUGUGUUAUACCAGCAUAUACAUAAUUACAUUAUUAUAUCAUACACACACAUACAUACUGAUACUAACAGGUGAAACAUAUAUUUUAAAGGGCCUUAUAAAGAAUGAGUAACAAAUAACCAACAGAUGAUUUAAAGGAACUAGUAAACAUACUGUCCUAGUCAUCUCAGUAGAUAUCACACGUGCCAGAUCAUUUGAUUUGUUUUUUCUCCAUCUGCCAUGAGUGGCAAUUAGUAACACCCUUUUCUUUCCAAGAUCAAACAUAGCCUUUUGUUUUCUAUCUACAUCUUGAACACUCCAACACCAAAACUACUAUGAAAAAGAACUUUUUCCUUUGCUUGACAAUGAAUAAUAUGUUAUCAGAUGUGUCUGUACAAAACCACAAGUGAAAAGUGCGGGCAUACAUAUAUGAUGUUGUGAGAAAUGCUUGUUUUCUAUAGCUGUCCAUUUUGACCACUUUGUGCAUAUACAUCUGUCUCAUGCUACCACACCUAACAUUAACACUAAUGUACCAUACCAACAUACACAGCAUACAUACACUGAUACUAUGUCACACCAGGAUAAAGAAUACAUGUCAGAUGUUAUGUUCGCCAGUUGUCAGUUAAGGGCUUUUACUUAUGCUUCUUAAUAGUACAAAUAUGUUGUUGUUAUUGGGCUAAGGAUUCUUCUACAGUGGGCAUCUGUGACUUGUUGGUGAUAAAUG